GAGCCGUUCACAAACAUCUUUGUUCAUUUGCCGCCCGAGCUAUUUCUCCCCUCUAUAUAAACUAAAAUUCUAGCUCAACACCCAAACACACGCUAGAGGUAGAAUGAUUGCUACUGUAUAAAUGGAGGGCUGCAAAACGGUUACCAAAAGAACCAAACCGACAGAAAAUGGGCGACAAAAGUGGAGGUGAAACCGAGUCCGAACCCCGACCCGACUGGGCCGAGUUAACCCACGAGUGCCUCACCAACAUCCUCUCCCGCCUCACCCUCGAGCACCGAUGGACCGGACCCAUGUUCGUCUGCAAGCCCUGGUUACAAGCCUCCCGGGACCCGUGUCUCAACUCGGUCUUCGACCUCGAGAAUCGCUUCGACUCGGCCGCCGAGUCGGCUCGCUGGUGGACCCCCGACUUCGAGCGAAGGAUCGACGCCAUGCUCCGAUCCGUCGUCGAUUGGAGCGAGGGGUCGCUUACGGAGAUCCGUGUUAGGCAUUGCUCUGAUGGGUCUCUCUCGUACGUCGCCGAAAGGUGCCCGAACCUUCAGGUUCUUUCUAUCAAGAGCAGCCAAAACGUAACCGAUCAAUCCAUUGUGAAAAUAGCUUCCGGAUGUCCCAAGCUGAAAGAGGUUGAUAUAAGCUAUUGCUACGAAAUAUCUCAUGAAUCAAUAGCUUUGAUAGGGCAGAAAUGCCCUGACCUCAGAAUGCUAAAAAGAAACCUCAUGAAUUGGUUGGACCCCUCUCAACACACUGGAAUAGUCCCGGAAGAGUAUCUGAAUGCCAUACCCCAAGAUGCGGACUCAGAAGCUGCCGUGAUAGGAAAAUUCAUGCCUCAUCUGCUGCACCUUGAACUUCGAUUCUCCAAAUUAUCCGCCAAAGGCCUUGUUUUGAUUUCUGAAGGGUGUCUUGAUCUUGAAUAUUUAGAUCUAUCCGGGUGUGCCAACGUGACUAGUCGUGAUAUUGGGAAUGCAACUGCUAAUUUGAAGAGUUUGAAUGAUGUCAAGAAGCCUAAUUUCUACAUCCCCAGGUCGGUGUUCCACACGGAGAGGUAUGGGCAUUGGAGAUUGUAUGAUGAGAGAUUCCAGACGGAUGUUUUCCGUAUUUGAUCAACAAAGAUACGAAAUCAUUCUCUGCCAAAUAUGUGUGGGAGAUAUCGACAGGGGUAAGGUACUUUUGGCAUCUUUUGUCGAUCCAAUGCAGCAAAUAUUUAUAUUCUAGCUGUUCUUCAAAUACUCUGCGGUAUAUUGUACUUAAGCGUGUUAAUAAGCCGCAUUUGAUGUUUCGGAAACUGAUUUGUGGUGUUUACAAGAUCAAAUCAUGUUGUUAUACAGAAUGGAUGCUUACUUUCUGUUUGAACAAUUGUUACAAUUCAUUAGCUGGUAUUUGAACUA
Molecule: messenger RNA, 1382 nt
Organism: Rhododendron vialii
Lineage: Eukaryota; Viridiplantae; Streptophyta; Magnoliopsida; Ericales; Ericaceae
Product: F-box protein SKIP1
Exons: 2
Coding region: 168-1097 (309 amino acids)
Molecular function (GO): protein binding
Source: RefSeq, a predicted model, not a curated record